AAACUAUAAUAAGCUCACCAGGUUGUUCAGAACAACGCAUUAUAAAAGGUGUAACAGCUCCCAGAACUCCAAUUAAUUCUCCAAUCUACUCAUAAUAUUCUCUCCAACCUACACCAAUAUUUCAAUUGCCCAGCAUGGAAGCCGUAAAGAGCGUUUUGUCACAGCUGCAUCUUGGCGGGGAAAGCACUGAAGCUGCCCCGCCAAAAGAACCCAGCGCCAACGAGCUCCAGGAGCUGAAGGAAAAGUACGAAAAGGCAGGCCAGGAACAAGUUUUCGCAUUCUACGAUGAACUCAGUGUUCCAGAAAAGGCGGCUCUGUACGAACAACUUUCUGGUUUCGAUCCAGAUCACAUCAACAAGAUCACCGACCGAGCUCUCAACCCUCCCAAGACAGAAGAUGCGGGCAAGGAAGCGGGCCUCGAGCCACUGCCAGAUUCUGCGACUGCGUCUAUUCUCGAUUCGAAAGCAGAGGAUAUUGAGAAGUGGUAUCAAUCGGGUCUCGACUUGAUUGCGGAGAACAAAGUUGGUGUGGUGCUUAUGGCUGGUGGGCAAGGUACACGAUUAGGAAGCUCUGCUCCUAAAGGAUGUUUCGAUAUUGGUCUCCCUUCCUCGAAAUCCCUUUUCCAGAUCCAGGCCGAGCGAAUUCGAAAGGUUGAGCUGUUGGCUCAGAAGAAGGCUGGCGGUGAUAAGAAGGUCGUGGUUCCUUGGUAUGUUAUGACCAGUGGGCCUACGAGAGGACCUACAGAGCAAUACUUCCAGGAGAACAAUUACUUUGGGUUACAGAAGGAGAAUGUCAUGAUCUUCGAGCAAGGUGUUUUGCCAUGCAUCUCGAAUGAGGGCAAGAUUCUGCUAGAGAGCAAAGGCAAGGUCGCUGUGGCUCCUGAUGGAAAUGGAGGCAUCUACCAAGCUUUGGUCACAUCCAACGUCAUGGCAGACAUGCGAAAACGUGGCAUUGAACACAUCCACGCCUACUGUGUGGACAACUGCCUAGUCAAGGUAGCAGACCCCGUCUUCAUUGGCUUCGCAGCAUCCAAGGACGUCGACAUCGCCACCAAGGUCGUGCGAAAACGCAAUGCUACCGAGUCAGUCGGUCUCAUUCUACUCAAGAACAACAAGCCAGAUGUCGUUGAGUACUCUGAGAUUGACAAGGAGACCGCUGAGGCCAAGGAUCCUAAGCAGCAUGAUGUUCUUAAGUUCAGAGCUGCUAACAUCGUCAACCACUACUAUUCUUUCCGAUUCCUGGAAUCGAUCCCAGAUUGGGCUCACAAGCUUCCUCACCACGUUGCUCGCAAGAAGAUUCCUUAUGUCGAUACCGACAAGGGAACUACUGUUAAGCCCGAGAAGCCAAAUGGAAUCAAGCUCGAGCAAUUUGUGUUCGAUUGCUUCCCGAUGUUGGAGCUGAAGCAAUUUGCUUGCAUGGAAGUCAAGCGUGAGGACGAAUUCUCGCCUCUGAAGAAUGCUAAAGGUACAGGUGAGGAUGAUCCAGAUACGAGUAAGAGAGAUAUCAUGAACCAGGGCGAGAAAUGGGUCAAGGCUGCUGGUGGAACUGUGGUUAGUGAGGGAGAGAAGGCCGGUGUGGAGAUCUCUCCUUUGAUCAGCUAUGGUGGAGAAGGACUGGAGAAGCUGAAGGGAAAAACCAUCACUGCUCCAGCUGUCCUAGAAAAGGAGCUGGCAUAGGCGUGUGAUGUGUGAUGUUCAUGGUUAUGAUUAGAUGAUACCAAAAAUGCGAAUUUUCUGGACAAAGAAGCUGUGAUUAUCCUACACAAUCUCCUCCCCAUAUUGUUUGUCCUUCAUUCACGGACCGUGCAAAGUUCUGAUCAAUAGCACGUGACUGAUUUGAGGUAUAUAAACGUUACUUUCCGCCCUGUGAAGAUCCUCAACAACUGGACAUACCAAACAGAGAUGGACAUGAGGAUUCUGUGAUCGCUAGGCGACAAGCUGCGGCUCUCGGCUGAUCUGCUAUCUUCCCUGGUCGUAGUUUGUGUCUUACUUUUGUAAUUU
Mollisia scopiformis is the source of this 2000-nucleotide messenger RNA. Its product is annotated as putative UDP-N-acetylglucosamine pyrophosphorylase. The record is from RefSeq and is a predicted model, not a curated record. Gene Ontology annotation, biological process: UDP-N-acetylglucosamine biosynthetic process. The coding region runs from base 135 to 1676 and encodes 513 amino acids. Lineage: Eukaryota; Fungi; Ascomycota; Leotiomycetes; Helotiales; Mollisiaceae. Gene Ontology annotation, molecular function: UDP-N-acetylglucosamine diphosphorylase activity. The transcript has 2 exons.